Molecule: messenger RNA, 1770 nt
Organism: Dichomitus squalens LYAD-421 SS1
Lineage: Eukaryota; Fungi; Basidiomycota; Agaricomycetes; Polyporales; Polyporaceae
Exons: 6
Coding region: 83-1675 (530 amino acids)
Source: RefSeq, a predicted model, not a curated record
GUCGAGCGUGGUUCUCAAGUUCACGCAAUGCGCUUCCCUCUUUAUCUUUUUCUCACCGAUACCAUAUCCUCACCCUCACAUCAUGGCCAGCAUGCAACUUCCCGUCGAGCUCUUCCAACUCGUCGCCGAACUGUCCUCUAGACCCACGCAAAAGACUCUCCUCCUGGUCUCCAAAAUGUUUCAUGAUCUCGUUCUUCCUCUGCUAUUCUCACGCAUCACACUGAUCUUUGGGAUUAAGAGAAAACCCGAACGUCAUUGGAAUCACGAGGUACCAUGGUCCGAAGAAGAAAAUACGCAAUUGAGGAAGUACAACGGCAUGGCAACGAGCAUCCUCCAGCACAUGGCAGGAAACAGCGAGUUUGCUAAGGGAGUGAAGCAAUUAUCAAUACGCUGGUACGAAUCACCGCUCUCGCUAUCGAGCGCGGGUGGAUUGGAGGCUGUAACAGCAGCCUUGAACGCUCUCCCGUCGCUGGAAUCUUUCGAAUGGCGGGGAAACCUACUAGGCCUGAUUCCUCGACACGCUGUAGAAGCGCUGCGAAGAUGCCCCCACCUUCGUUCGCUCCUCAUCUCGCCGAUGCAGUUCCUAUGGCCUGAGCUUGUUGAGCUCCACGGGCUAAGAAAGAUCACACUCAUGCUCAAUGUGAACGAAUGGAUCCCCAGUCUCCCCAAUAUGUCCCCGCACGAGCGACGGUGCUACGAAGCUUCUCUGCAGCUUGUCAACUCCAGCGCGCCAUCCGUAGAAGAAGUCACCACCUCAUAUUGGAUGUUCCCAGAGGAACCCCUCCCCAACUUGACAGCCGCCACGUUCUUGCGCGCGACAGGGGCUACGGGCCUCAGGCGGCUCACCGAGCACUCGCCGUCCCUGACUUCCCUCACGGUCACCGCCAACUCGUGGAACACCGACAACAUACUCUCGGUCUUUGCGUCCUCUCCCGAGGCGUUUCACGUCCUGACGUCCUUCAAGUUCCUGGUGGAGUACACCAGCGAGAUGCGCGACUGCGACGCAGACCCCGUGGUCGCCUUCCUCAAGAACAAGCGCCAUCUCCGGCGCCUAUAUCUGGGACUGUGCUCCCGGCAGUCGCAGCCGGUGAUCAGGCUGCUUCCCGAGCUCCCGAACCUGGAGGUGCUCGGUCUUGGAUGGGGCGGGAUGCAAUUCUCGGCCGCACGGGCACAGGUGUUCGUGGACUGCCUCCCGCGCAACCUCGGUGCCCUCUUCAUCAACGUCGACGAAGAGCAGGAAGCCCUGGACGCGUUCCUGCAGCUGGUCAAGCAACGGCCCGCGCUGAAAGUGUGCUACAUCCCCUCGCUCGGCGACCUCGCCUUGCACUUCAUCAGGUCCGCUCUUGCCGACGCAGAUAGUGCGCUGGACCUCCUCGGAACAGGGACCGAGCUAUUCUACGCCUAUCUCGCAAAGAGCAAGCAGCCUCAGCCCGUCGCGCACACCUUGUGCGAUCCGCAUCCGGACCCGAGUCUCACGCUAGCGGACUACGGACUGGACGACUGGCAAUGGCUGGCGCAGCACAGACUGGACUUUGGGCUCAUGUCGCUCAACGUUCCCGCUUGCAGCGUGUGCGGAACCGCGCCGGCGUGCCACCGCCUGAUAGACUGCGUGGAUCUGCGUUCGUUGGAGGGGUCAUGCUAUAGCCUGGACUGGAGAUCGUUCGGCUUGCAUUGAUAGGUGUGCGGCGUGGCGUCGUGGGGUGCUGGUAGGUUAUAUGCGUUUGCGAUAGAUGGCCAUGUCGUUGUAAGAUUCUGGACAAGAUGCACUUU